This is a messenger RNA of Dioscorea cayenensis subsp. rotundata (Guinea yam), 1710 nucleotides long. Its product is annotated as DELLA protein RGL1-like. The coding region runs from base 1 to 1710 and encodes 569 amino acids. Gene Ontology annotation, cellular component: nucleus. Gene Ontology annotation, biological process: regulation of DNA-templated transcription. Lineage: Eukaryota; Viridiplantae; Streptophyta; Magnoliopsida; Dioscoreales; Dioscoreaceae. The record is from RefSeq and is a predicted model, not a curated record. The transcript has a single exon. Gene Ontology annotation, molecular function: sequence-specific DNA binding; DNA-binding transcription factor activity.
AUGGCAAACAAUGUGAUGAAGAUGUUUCAAUCUGGUAAUUGCCAAAGAAUGUCCACAAAUUCAGAGCUUUCUUCUGAGUGCUCUAAUGGAGAUUUAUAUGGUGAUUUCUGGUCAAGUUAUGGCUUCUGCCAUGAAAGCCCUUCUGAUAAUCAAAGCUAUGUUCCAGAGUUUAUGGGGAUUGAUCAUGACAUGCACUUUGAUAUGGUUUCAGAUGCAUAUCAUCUUGUUGAGAAACCAAAGAGUGGUUUUCAAGAAGAAGAUGAUCCUGAGAAGUCUUUGGAGUCUGAAAUUUGUGAGCUUUUGGGGCAUGACAACAGUAAAUCCAAGCCUGUUUCAUUCCCUUACUUUGAGAUCAUCAAUGGUGAUGGUCAGCAAAGUGAGCUUCAAUCUUGUUCUAAUGGUGAAGAGAUCACUGAACAUAUGGAUGAAGGAAGAGGUGGUUUAUCUACUGAAGAAGUUAUGAAGAUUGCUGCUGCACAUUAUAUACAGUUUUCGACUGAUCAAGAGGGUGAAUCUUCGAUUCUAAUGCAUUCUAUGAGCUUAACUUAUGCAGGAUUAAAUGGUAAUGAGAUAAAGAAUGUUGAGCUUGCCGGGCUACUUCUCGCUGCAGCUGAGAAGGCGAGUAAUCAACAGUAUGAUCGGUCGAGUAACUUGUUAAGGCAGUGCAUGGCUUUGUCUUCAAGCACCGGAAAUACGGUGCAGAGAGUGGUUCACUAUUUUUCUGAUGCAUUGCAGGAAAGGAUUUAUCAAGAGACCGGAAGAUGCUCGUUUAAAGGAUCAAAGAAUUCGGGUGUUCCCGGUGAGGAUGUGAUCAGAAGAAUGCUAAGUAACCAUCCAGUUCAGCUUAUACUUCAUCAGAAACUCCCAUUUGCUCAUCUCUUGGAGUGCCCUUCAAUUCAGACAAUCUUAGAAAGUGUUGAGCUUGUGACUAGAGUUCAUGUCAUUGAUCUUUCAAUCAAGCAUGGAACUCCAUGGACCCUUCUCAUGCAAGCACUGGCCACAAGAUCAAAUCCAGUUGAGUACCUGAAGAUAAGUGCAGUUGGAUCAUCAGAAAAAGCGAUAUCCGAAACAGGGAAAUGGUUAAAGGACUUUGCUGAAACUCUGAAUAUAGUGUUAGAUUUCAAGCCUGUGAUAGUUCCAAAUGUUAAGGAACUCAAAGAGGACAUGUUCGAGAUCAAAGAAGAUGAAGCCAUAGCUGUUUACUCGGCAUUCGUUGUGAACACAAUGGUUGUGAAGCCGGAUAAUUUGGAGAACCUCUUAAGAGUGAUCAGAAGGUUGAAGCCAUGCAUAAUGACCGUUUUCGAUGUCGAAGCUAAUCAUAAUUCUCCAAACUUCAUCACAAGGUUUACUGAAUCAUUGUUUUACUUCAGUGCAUUCUUUGAUUGCAUUGACAGUUGCAUGGAUGAAGAUGAUCCUUAUAGGAUGCAUUUAGAAGGAAACGAUUUUUCGCAAGGGAUUAGGAGCAUUGUGGCAACUGAAGGAGAAGAGAGGGUUGUGAGACAUGUUGGAAUUGGAGUUUGGAGAUCAUUCUUUGCAAGAUUUGGAAUGGUGGAAGUGGAACACAGUGAGUGGUCAAAGUAUCAAGCUAAUCUUCUUGUUAAGCAGUUACCUCAAGGGAUUUCCUGCAAUUAUGGAAGGAAUGGCAAGUCUUUAGUUAUCAAGUGGAAAGGAACCCCUCUGCAUUUUAUUUCUGCUUGGAGAUUCAAUUGA